GAUGAGCACGGGACCGGAAGUUUUGAACCGGCCUAAACGCGGGAAGUUGUUCAGCUUCUUCAGCGGGACGACAGCAAAGGUCGGUGCUGGAUUGAAACAAGAUGAAGGUUGUUACUUGUGAGAUCGCCUGGCACAACAAAGAGCCGGUCUACAGUCUGGACUUCCAGCACAGCUCCGAUGGACGCUCUCAUCGUUUGGCCACGGCUGGCGUCGACACCACAGUCAGGUUAUGGAGAGUCGACAUGGGCCCAGAUGGAAAAGCGGUGGUGGAAUUUCUGUCUAAUCUAGCCAGACACACGAAGGCUGUCAAUGUGGUCCGCUUUAGCCCCAGUGGAGAGCUUCUUGCCUCAGGAGGAGAUGACGCAGCCGUUCUGUUGUGGAAGCUCAAUGACAACAAGGAGCCGGAACAGGCACCAGUGUUCCAAGAGGAAGAAGACUCGCAGUUAAACAAAGAGAGCUGGUCUGUUGUCAAGACACUGAGGGGACACAUUGAGGAUGUGUAUGACAUCUGCUGGACUCGCGACGGGAACUGCAUGGUGUCUGGGUCGGUAGACAACACGGCGAUCAUGUGGGACAUCAACAAAGGACAAAAACUGUGUAUUCUGAAUGACCAUAAGAGCUAUGUGCAGGGUGUCACUUGGGAUCCAUUGGGGCAGUAUGUUGCCACUCUCAGUUGUGACAGAGUCAUGCGUGUGUACAGCACUCACACAAAGAAGAAAGCCUUCUGUGUAAGCAAAAUGAGCUCGGCCUCACCUGCAGAUGGAGAGGCCAAGCAGCACCGUAUUUUCCACGACGACAGCAUGAGGUCUUUUUUCCGACGUCUUUGCUUCACACCAGAUGGCACCUUCUUACUCGCUCCAGCCGGAUGUGUGGAGGUCGGGGAAACCAUCACAAAUACUACCUACAUUUUUUCCAGGAAGAGCCUCAAGAGACCAGUUGCUCACUUGCCAUGUCCAACAAAAGCCACACUGGCUGUGCGCUGUUGUCCAGUCUACUUUGAGCUGAAAACCAAGAAGGCAGAAGACGGUUCAACCGAGCCCCUUCCUAAUCUGUUCAAUCUCCCUUACCGUAUGGUGUUUGCCGUGGCAUCCGAGGACUCCAUUUUUCUGUACGACACGCAACAGGCACUCCCGUUUGGCCUGGUGUCCAACAUUCAUUACCACACACUCAGUGACCUUACAUGGUCUCGAGAUGGUUCCUUCCUGGCAGUGUCUUCCACAGAUGGCUACUGCUCCUUCCUGUCCUUCUCUCCAGGGGAGUUGGGAACUCCUCUGAAGGAGCCCCCCACUCUGGAAGUUUUCACACCUACCAGUGCUGCUGAGAAAAAGAGCAAAAAGACACCAGCAGCUCGAACCUCAUCCCCCGUGUCCCAGCCGCCAAGCUCGGCUUCCACUCCCACAUCCCACGUCACCCCGGGAGGAGACGGCGGCACAACCCCAGAUGAGUCGAAGACAAAGUCCAAGCCUCGGCCUCGAAAGAUCACCCUCAAUACACUGGAGGCCUGGGGGAAGCCCUCCACUCUAAAAAACACACCUCCCUCUACUCCUCCAACGUCCGCAACCACGAGUGCACCCCCAACUCCCCAACCCCGUGUCAACACACUCACACCCAGCUCCCGGAAGGGCCCCCGCCUCACCCCGCUCGCUCCCACAGCACCCAAAGUCUUCAACAGCACCAAUUUGCCCACCACUCCCAAAGGUACCAUAGCGUCUAAAGGACCCACUCCAAGGCGAGUUUCUUUGACUCCUGUCGGGUUGCAUUCGUCCAGUUUGGUCUUCAGUUCUCCUGCGUCUACUGAGAAAGCUAAACAUGGACGCCCUUCUCCUCCCACCGAUCCCCUUUGCCAGCCUCCGGAGUCCAAGCGACCCAAGACGGACGACAUCAUCAGUGCGCCAAGCAGCGUCAUUCAGCCUUAGUGCUGCCAUGAUCUAAGCACGACUGUCUCUACCUUCAUGAUCAAAUAAUCCUCUUGUGUGUUAUACCACAGCAGCAUUGUGAUUGAGAGGGUAAUAACACCUUCAUGCAUGAUGUAUUCAAAUGUUAUCGUAAAUACUUUGCAUGAAUGACUUUAAGAAGUAUUGUAUGAUAAUUAGUUGCUUUAAAUUCUGAAUGGUGCAAGUAAAAAACUUGCAAUAAUAAAAUAGCACUUAAUUUAGUGCUGCGUUAACUUUGA
Messenger RNA from Syngnathus typhle (broad-nosed pipefish), 2173 nucleotides. It is a transcript of the gene chaf1b, whose product is annotated as chromatin assembly factor 1, subunit B. The transcript is spliced from 14 exons. The record is from RefSeq and is a predicted model, not a curated record. Gene Ontology annotation, biological process: nucleosome assembly; DNA replication-dependent chromatin assembly. Lineage: Eukaryota; Metazoa; Chordata; Actinopteri; Syngnathiformes; Syngnathidae. Gene Ontology annotation, molecular function: protein binding. Gene Ontology annotation, cellular component: nucleus; CAF-1 complex. The coding region runs from base 102 to 1916 and encodes 604 amino acids.